Colossoma macropomum (tambaqui) is the source of this 2918-nucleotide messenger RNA. RefSeq names its product somatostatin receptor 2a (gene sstr2a). Lineage: Eukaryota; Metazoa; Chordata; Actinopteri; Characiformes; Serrasalmidae. Gene Ontology annotation, cellular component: neuron projection; membrane. Bases 687 to 1829 code for a protein of 380 amino acids. The record is from RefSeq and is a predicted model, not a curated record. Gene Ontology annotation, molecular function: neuropeptide binding; somatostatin receptor activity. The transcript has 3 exons. Gene Ontology annotation, biological process: cellular response to glucocorticoid stimulus; cellular response to estradiol stimulus; neuropeptide signaling pathway.
CUCAGCGCGUGCUGGAGAGCUGCGAGAGCUCGAGCUCCAUCUGCACGCAGAGCUGAGAGCUGCAGCGCGGGCCACACCGUGCGGCAGCGCGAGCGCGAGGCGCAUUCAAACCGUGGACAGUCAGGAUGGCGUUCGGACGCGUCAGCGGUCACCAGAAACCGGACUGAGGAGGGCUGUACUGGACCGAACGUCGCUUUUCCGUCGGCAAAACAGCGGGCAGAGAUCUACAGAGCAGAGGAGCAGGUGGACAGAGGGCAGGUGGAGAUGCCCGCUGCGCGUGGAUCUUCAUGAUCAAUGGGGGAUUAUAUUGAUGAACCUCCUGAGUGGAACCGCUGAUGAUGAUCGAUAAGCAUCCAAAAUAACCUGAUUAGAGCCUCCAAAUGUUCCCUGAAUGCUACACAAUCAUCUACCAUCUACAUUAGUGCAUGUAGAGAGGCGGCUUAGCCCCAGUCCAGUGGACAGUGCGGUGAGGACAUGUGCAGAACACGGCUGUGCCUGAACCUUUUCACUCCGAUCGCCUGGCGAGGGCAUUCCGGGCGUUUACUCAACACAGAUCAAUUAAACCAACACUGAGGCAAACCGCUGGAGAGGCGAGGAGACGGACCGGAUAAAGUCCUGCAGGUCUGAUGCGAUGGUGUGAACUCCUGUUUUAUGAAAGAGCUAAUCCGAACUGACAUAGAGUCAAAAUGGAGUCGUGGACAUUACUCCCAGUGCCCCCUAACCUUUCCCUCCCGGAGCCCCUCUUCUACGACAGCUUCUUCCCCGGGAAUGAGUCCGACUUUGGCCUGGAGGAUUACUCUCACAAUGGCACCCACCAUACCUUUGACCAGACCAGCUCCGUGGUCAUCACCUUCAUGUACUUCGUGGUGUGUGCCGUCGGACUCUGCGGGAAUGCUCUGGUCAUGUAUGUGAUCCUCCGCUAUGCCAAGAUGAAGACCGUCACGAACAUCUACAUCCUAAACCUGUCCGUCGCCGACGUUCUCUGCAUGCUCAGCCUGCCGUUCAUCGCAAUUCAGCUGGCGCUGCUGCACUGGCCCUUCGGUGCCGCAAUCUGCCGCAUCGUCCUGACCAUGGACUCGCUGAACCAGUUCACCAGCAUCUUCUUCCUGACUGUGAUGAGUAUCGACCGGUACCUCGCCGUGGUGCACCCGAUCAAGUCCACCAAAUGGCGCAAGCCGCGGGUGGCCAAAAUGAUCAGCCUGGCCAUGUGGGGGGUGUCCCUGCUGGUGAACUUGCCCAUUAUGAUCUUCAGCGGCCUGAACACCAACAAGAACGAGGCGCGGACGUGCACUAUGCUGUGGCCGGAGCCUAAGAACACCUACUACACCGCCUUCAUCUUCUACACCUUCUUCUUGGGCUUCUUCCUGCCGCUGAUCGUCAUCUGCCUGUGCUACCUGCUCAUCGUCAUCAAGGUGAAGACCUCGGGCAUGCGGGUGUCCUCCAGCAAGCGCAAGCGCUCGGAGCGCAAGGUGACGCGCAUGGUGUCCAUCGUGGUGGUGGUGUUCGUGCUCUGCUGGCUGCCUUUCUACAUGUUCAACGUGGCGGCGGUGACCGGCACACUCAUCCCCACGCCGGUGCUGAAGAGCACCUUCGACUUUGUGGUGGUUCUGGGGUACGCUAACAGCUGCGCCAACCCCAUUCUCUACGCCUUCCUGUCGGACAACUUCAAGAAGAGUUUCCAGAAUGUCCUUUGCCUCAAGAGGGUGGGCGGCCUGGAUGAGAUUGAGCGCAGCGACAGCCGCCAGGACCGGACGCGGAUGGUCAAUGAUGUCAUGACGGAGACUCACAAUGCUGCCCUGCUCAACGGUGAUCUGCAGACCAGCAUCUAGGAAUGCUUUGGAACCCUGACCUUCAAACUGAUGGUCACAGCUUUGUAGAUCACUGUAGAUCUGCUGGGAUGCCUUGGUAGAGAACAGACAGGUCCAAUAAAAUGCACGGAAAGAACUUCUUGGAGUUUCUCAUGCGUGAGGAACAAUAACAUGUCGACAGUAAUCUCAUGGAGAAUUGCCUCAUUUCAUGCCCAAAGUCCAUUCGGGUCUCCUUUAUUGACUAAGAAGGGGGAUGGUGUUCGCUCUGAGGAUGGAUUUCGUCAGUCAGACACCUGCCUGUUGAAGUCACAGUCAAUAUAAGCCUCAGACAAGUUAUCACGCUAAGCUCUAUCUGCUUUUCUUCUGGCAGGACUUUUAAACGUGGUGAUACACUGAGAAUGUGACUUUACUGUAGAUAACUGCGUUUGUUUGCUUUGUUUAUCUGUCUGCUGUUGCCAAAACUCUUAAAUUUUGUCCACUGCUGAAAAGGUCAUUGUCCUCAUAAGGUAAACAGACAUUUGCUCUCUGAAAUGAUGCGCCACAGUGAGUGUCCUCUGAGAACCAGCCUUUUCUGACGUCCAUGCUCCAUUGUGUUUUCACUGACCAUCAAACAUUAUGAAUUGGAAAGUACCAUCAGGACUAUCGUAGUUCAAGCCAACAAGAGUUCACUUGGCAUAUUAGUAGCAAAAGGUUUCAGCAACCAAACCUGAGAAUUGACCAUUUGCAAAAUUCUGACCCUGUGGAUAACCUCUUAAAUGGCCGGGGCCGGUCGCAAAGCUUUAUUACACACUUCUGUAAAGAAUAGCUCAGCCAGUUUGCAUUGAAGUCCCUGUAUAUGAAUAAUAAGCGUUAGUGUGUAGUAAGACUGAGAUUUUAAAGGGUUACUGUUGCUGUUUUCUUCAUACUUUUGGCUCAAGCUACUUGGUAGCAUCUGUGCUAAAACAUUCAGUAUCAUAUAGGAAAAUUCAAAACCACACAGAGGAGAACAUUUUAAAACAUUUUAAGAUUCGAAAAUGGUGUGAGAAGAUGUUCAGUGCAGACAUAGAUGUUUGAGAACUGAUAAAAUAUGAAUGAUUGCUUGUGUGAAAAAAAAAUAUAUUCUGAAAACCA